Messenger RNA from Zygosaccharomyces rouxii, 2190 nucleotides. RefSeq names its product Pet127p (gene PET127). Gene Ontology annotation, cellular component: mitochondrial envelope; mitochondrion. The transcript has a single exon. Gene Ontology annotation, biological process: mitochondrial RNA 5'-end processing. Lineage: Eukaryota; Fungi; Ascomycota; Saccharomycetes; Saccharomycetales; Saccharomycetaceae. The record is from RefSeq and is a predicted model, not a curated record. The coding region runs from base 1 to 2190 and encodes 729 amino acids.
AUGAGAUGCACUGAAACCACUGGUAUUCUGGAGGAUUACCAGCCAAUAAUUUGCUUGGUUUCACCUCUUUGGCCACUGAGUUCGAUGUACCGCACAUCACUUUUUCGUACCAGGUACUUUUACCGGGGUCAUUCGUUUGCUAGGUCCAAAUUGAGACGGAAACCUGCCAAAAGAUAUGUUAUAAACCCAGAUAGCGAUAAAGGCAGUAGUAGCGCUAAUAUUCCUGAUGCCUCGAUAGUGGCUAGUGUGAAUAAUGUACAGCAGAUGAGUGUGGAUCCAGAAAACGGGCAAUUUCUGGGGACUAAAAACGAUAAGAGUUUGGUUAAAACUAAACCACCAAGGCUGACUCACGAUUUGGCAAGAGUACUCUACCAGCCGUUGACUUUACAUCAAUUGCAAGAUUCAAGAACCGGUGUCUACAAUUUUGAGCCUGAAUUGGAAAUGAUUGCACCUGAUAUGCUGGAACCAAAGGACGAUGGUGAAUUACCGUUUAUUACUCCACAUAAAGAUGAGACUUUACACAGGAUGGCAAAAAUUUCUAAAAGUGAAUACGUUUCCUCUACCAGUUCUAUGACAUCCUCCUUAUCACAGCUGCAUUUCUUGUUAUCUGGUUUUAGACCACUCAACGCAGUGGAUCUGCCGUUAUCGAGAAGAUUUCCCGACAAACAUUUGACGUAUACACAAGGUGCUAAAUUACCAGCAAGCUUUAUACUGCGAAAAUUGGAUGAUAAGGUUACCUCUAUUGAUUCUGAUAAAAGUCUCGAUAGGGAAAUUGUUUUGUCGAUACUGGGCCAUUCAUUGGAGGAAUUUCUUACUGAUAGAGCGCAGAGUCAGCCCGAAUCUUACCACUAUUCCCAAGUGGAUUCAUUUCUUUUAAGGUCUCAGCUAGAUGCAUACGAUUCCAAGCUUCCAGGGACUGGUGUGUUUGAUUUGAAGACUAGGGCUGUUGCCGCUAUCAGGCAUGAUUUGUCCUUUGUGGAGAGUAACAACAAUUACACUGGUUACGAGAUUGAUAGAGUAUUUGGAGAGUUUGAAUCAUUGGAAAGAGAAUUUUUCGAAUUGGUUAGAAGCACGUUGUUGAAAUAUUCCCUGCAGGCAAGAAUUGGUAAGAUGGAUGGAAUAUUCGUUGCGUAUCACAAUAUCGCUAGGAUGUUUGGAUUCCAGUACUUACCGCUAGAGGAUUUGGAUUUCAUUAUUCAUUCUUGCUACGAUUCUAAAUUUAACUUUGCACUGUCAUCCAAGAACCAUGAUUUGAGAUCGAUCUAUGGUGAUCAAGUUUUUUUUACGCAACAGCAGCGGGAUGCAAGGAAAGUGGCAUCUGCAGUCGCAGAUAAGGAAUUCAAGAUAUCUAUCCAUCUCUUCAAAAAUAUUUUAAUGCAUGUAAAGAAUUUGUUAAAUUCUAAAGGCAUCAAGAAUUGGCAAAAAUGUAAAAUUAUGAUGCAAACCGUUACGAGUAAAGAUACAAAUGGUUCCAAGUCGCUGAGAUCUGUGGAAAAACCUGUUUUGAAAGUGGUAGCCGUACCAUUACCUGAUGAUUACGAGGAUAAACCACUCCUAACGAAAGAUAUGGAUAACAAUGCAAUUUCCCAGCAACUUGCUCAUAUACGUGAGGAAAAUCAACAGCUAUUAGAAAAUCUAGGUGACUCAAUAGUUGGUUUUCAAAUUAAAGUGUCUCAUGAAUAUAGGGAAUCCCAGAAGAAAGAGCUUAAAAUUCCUGGCUUUGCACGGCCAUCCCAAAAGGUUUUGACACCAGAGUCUUGUGACUACGUUAUUGCAAAAUUAAAUCAAGACUACUACCGUAAUUUUAAAAAUUUCAAAUACCCCAGUUUUUUCCAUCCAAAGGAUCUUGCAGGUUGGAAAGUACGCACUCAAAUUUACAACAUUAAUAGCACUGAGCAAUUGAAGAGCUUGUAUGGAACAUUCCUAAACCAAAAGUUGCACGUUCUUGAAGAACAGUCUGUAAUCAUUUCAACCAAUCGAUCAUCCAAUAAAGAAGUCUCUAGAAGAAUUUCAGAUUUAAUGGCAGAAGAUUUCGGCGGUAAAGUUGAAAAAAAAGAUGGUCAAGAACUUUCUGCUCUUAAGAGUAGAUUGAGAGCAUAUGCGAAGAAGGGCGAAACGAGAAGAAAGCUGAGAGAUAGACUUUGUUCACCAAAGGUCAAAAUAACUUGGGAUUCCCAAGAUAUGGAUUAG